This is a messenger RNA of Trematomus bernacchii (emerald rockcod), 1863 nucleotides long. Its product is annotated as disintegrin and metalloproteinase domain-containing protein 28-like. NCBI's taxonomy places the organism in Eukaryota, Metazoa, Chordata, Actinopteri, Perciformes, Nototheniidae. The transcript is spliced from 10 exons. The record is from RefSeq and is a predicted model, not a curated record. Gene Ontology annotation, molecular function: metallopeptidase activity; endopeptidase activity. Gene Ontology annotation, cellular component: plasma membrane. The coding region runs from base 1 to 1329 and encodes 442 amino acids.
AUGGUCUUCAAUGCCAUCAACCACACUGGCCCCACCUACCUACAGGAACUGCUAACCAGAAAACAUUCCCAUACCUCACGCACACUCAGUCAUGACCUCUCCUUUGACUCCGCCUCCUCUCACCUGAGUCAUGACCUCUCCUUUGACUCCGCCUCCUCUCACCUGAGUCAUGACCUCUCCUUUGACUCCGCCUCCUCUCACCUGAGUCAUGACCUCUCCUGUGACUCCGCCUCCUCUCACCUGAGUCAUGACCUCUCCUUUGACUCCGCCUCCUCUCACCUGAGUCAUGACCUCUCCUUUGACUCCCCCUCCUCUCACCUGAGUCAUGACCUCUCCUUUGACUCCGCCUCCUCUCAGGUGUCUCCUCGCUCCCGGGAAUGUCGCUCUAAGAAGGAUGAGUGCGAUCUUGCGGAGAACUGCGACGGGAAGAGCAACAUCUGUCCUGAAGACGUGUUCGUGGUGAACGGGCUCCCGUGUGACGGAGAUCUGGGUUUCUGCUUCAACGGUCGGUGUCCCCAGAGGAUGGACCAGUGCGCCAAACUGUACGGAGCAAGUGCUAUCGAGGCCGGAGCGUUCUGCUAUAGGUACAACACCAGAGGACUAUACUGGUCCUUCUGCAAGAGGACCGCCAACGACCGGUUCAUCCCCUGCCAGAGAGAAGAUAUCUUCUGUGGGAAGCUGUUCUGUGAGGGCGGCAGCGGCAACCCCAACUACGGCCGGAUGGUCAAAGUCGGGAACUGCAAGGCGGCGUUUUUUGGAGAUUUCACCAAAGACUACGGCCAGGUGGACACGGGGACCAGAUGUGGGGAAGGAAAGGUGUGCAGUCAGAACGAGUGCGUGGAGCUUCAGACGGCGUACAGAAACACAAACUGUUCAGCCAAAUGCCAAGGACACGCUGUGUGUAACCACAGGAGUGAGUGUCAGUGUGAGGCCGGCUGGAUGCCUCCUCGCUGCUCCUCCAAAGAGGGUCUCUCUACAGGUGAGGCUACCUGCCGUUACUCUCUGCUUUCUGCACGCACUUUGGAAACAGGGCUGAAAUCUUAUCUUAUCCAAUUCAAUCUGCUUUCCCUUUCUGCAGGAGCCACGGUGGCCAUCGCUCUGACGGUGAUUUUAGUGGUUUUAGGCGUGAUUGCUGGAGUGAUCGGAUUCAUCUGUAAGAAACGACAAAGUCCCAUGUUGCCAACUUCACACACGCAGAGGAAGCUGCCAGCGAUGCUCAGUCAACAGACUACAGUGCAGGUUGUAAGGCCCAAACCCAAAGGAGCUCCACCGCCCCCCCCUCCAGCCGGAAACAGGGACAGAACUACAGCGCUGCUCGCCAGGCUCUGAGGCCGGUCCCUCCUCCUAAAGUCUGAAGUCUGAAGUCGGACACUGUGCCAGGUCCUGCUGAGACUCACCUUCAACCCAAAGAGAAACUGAGGGGUUUUCAUUAAACUUGUCGUGUCUCGGCCUUUUCCUCUGCAGCGUGACGGAGAUUCUGGACUUGAACUCUUCUCCUGAACGCCGUGCGCUGAUGAUUUGAGAUUACAGGGAAGAACUGCACUUUGUUGUUAAACCACAGGGUGCAAACAGCCCUGAACGUGAGCCAUACCGUUUUAUAUCUGUUGUUUUCACGAUAAGACUGAAUGUUAUUGUCAAACAGUUUCCAGCAAUAUUUUUUACAGUGUAUUUUUAAACUGCUUUUUAAUAAUGGUCAUGCUUUUAUGGUGCAAUGUGUAAAAAGACUAACAAACCAAAUGAAAUACUGAUUAUUAGUAGGCCACUGAAUUCACACUGCCACUGAAACAUGCUACACAUCAGCCUGCUUUGUUGAAUCUCAAUUGUUCAAAAUUGUUACGGUUUUGUAUUUAUGUUUUCAUUUUC